AUGGAUUCGGUUAUUCAGUACCUCAUUUUGUUACUCGCAUUCGAGGCUCGCCUUGGUGGCUUGGUAGAGUCUCCCUCUCCUUCUCCAAAGGCAUUUAAGGAGGAGGACGAUGAUGGUGACUCCGACGACGACGACGAUGAUGAUGAUGAUGAGGAUGAGGAUGCUAGCUUGCCCACAACACGCCGGACAAAACGGGUUAAUAAAAAGGCUUUGGUUGAUCUCAGGACUUUCCUUAUGCACUGUGCAGCAGUGGGAAACAACGAUCUCAAGGGUGCAAAUGAGGUGCUAUUGCAGAUUAGGCUGCACGCUUCUCCUUUUGGUGAUGGGUCUCAAAUGCUGGCCCAUUGCUUUGCUAAUGCACUUGAGGCACGCUUGGCUGGCACUGGAAGUGAGCUAUAUGCAGCACUGGCUGCAAAGAAAACGUCCUCUAUUCUUAUGUUAAAAGCUUACAGCUUGUUUCUUUCAGCCUGCCCUUACAUGAAGAUCAUAAAUUUCUUUACAACACAAAUGAUUAUGGACAUUGCAGAGAAAUCUACUAGACUUCACAUCAUUCAUUUUGGUAUUCUGUAUGGUUUUCAAUGGCCUGGCCUUAUCCAGCGCCUCUCAAAAAGAGCCGGUGGGCCUCCUGUGCUACGCAUUACAGGAAUAGACAUUCCUCAACAUGGAUUCCAGCUAGCAUCAAUGGUCGAAGAAACAGGCUGGCGCUUAGCAAUUUAUUGUGAGAGAUUUAAAGUCCCUUUUGAGUACAAUGCCAUAGCACAGAAACGGGAAACUAUCCAAGUCGAUGACCUCAAGAUUAACAAAGAUGAGGUGAACUCUUUAUACCGGUUUAGGUACUUAUUUGAUGAGAAAGUGGUGGAAAGUAGUCCUCGAGACACUGUUUUGAAUUUGAUUAAGAGGAUUAACCCUGAUUUAAUUAUCCAUGGGGUUGUUAAUGGGGCCUAUAGUGCACCAUUUUUCACUUCAAGGUUCCGGGAGGUACUGUACAACUACUCUGCAGCGUUUGAUAUGUUUGAUGCCAAUGCAUCCCGUGAAGACCAGGAAAGGAUGGUGUUUGAACAAGAAAUAUAUGGAAAGGAGGUUUUGAAUGUAAUAGCAUGUGAAGGGGCAGAGAGGGUUGUAAGGCCAGAGGUGUAUAAGCAGUGGCAGCUAAGGAAUAUGAGGGCUGGAUUGAGGCAACUUCCAUUGAACCAGGAGAUUGUCAACAAAAUGAAGGACCAAGUGAAGCUAUGUUACCACAAGGAUUUCUUGGUGGAUGAAGAUAGCCAGUGGUUGGUACAAGGAUGGACGGGGAGAAUACUCUGUGCUCUCUCUUGUUGGAAAGUUGCCUAA
This is a messenger RNA of Quercus robur (English oak), 1332 nucleotides long. RefSeq names its product scarecrow-like protein 14. Gene Ontology annotation, molecular function: DNA-binding transcription factor activity; sequence-specific DNA binding. Gene Ontology annotation, biological process: regulation of DNA-templated transcription. NCBI's taxonomy places the organism in Eukaryota, Viridiplantae, Streptophyta, Magnoliopsida, Fagales, Fagaceae. Bases 1 to 1332 code for a protein of 443 amino acids. The record is from RefSeq and is a predicted model, not a curated record. The transcript has 3 exons. Gene Ontology annotation, cellular component: nucleus.